AAAAAAAAAAGAUAUACUUUUUUCACACACCAGUUUUUAAGCAAUAGCAAAACUAAAAAAAAGUCAGCCAGCUAGAAUUAAUCAGUGAUCAUCCAAACUGUUAAAAACGGCCAAAUCAAAUUAAAAAAAAAAAUCGAUUAUUAUUGACAGUCUUUGUGAUCUUAUUGGUUACGUUAUAGUCACCUGUGCACUCCACCUAUAUUAGUACUUCGUCUCCAAAUGUGGUACGAACUAACUUGAAAUUAGCCUAUUGAAUUUAUUAGAAUUGAUAAAUCUUUGGACGAGAUGGUGUCCACUCUUCAAAUCACCACAAUGUUCCCUAUCUAUUUUCGGCGACAAGUUGAAUAGGACUAUGCACUAAACUUAAACAUCAUUCGCUUCUACACUAAUAUUAAACUAUAAUAUAUAAUCAGCUAUCUGAUCGGCUAAAAUUCAAUACUUUUGGGUUCUUUAUCUACACGAGUACACGACACAACGGAUCAUUCACAUACGGCCGCUCAUAAAAUGAAUUCGUAAGUCCACGAAAACCUUAAUAAACUAUUUGAAAAUGAAAGAGUCAUGUGUCCGUCAAUUCUAGUACUUCUCUAUUCUGAUUUUUUUGCACAUAUAUAUUCGUGGUUAAAAGUUGUUGAUGCUACAUAAUGAUAAUCACCCACGUUACUCAUAUGAAUAAUAAACAAGUUGCAUAUUUUUUUUUUUUUUUGUUAGUUCAAUGCAUGCAUAAUGAUUUAUAAGUAUACACACAUAUGUAACAAUCUUUAACAAAAAAAACGAAUAUAUAUAUAUAACAAGAGGUGAAUAGUUUCGUGAAUAUUCAGGUUGAUACUAAGUUCUCUUUUUGUGGAUUCGACAAGUGUGAUGAGUGGAUAAAAAAUUGGAUGACGUCUUGAGUGGAUUGUAUAUGUACAAAUAUAUAAUGUAAGUGUAUACUUUUUGAUUCUUCGAAACUAUUUGGUUACAGCUUUCGGAUAUACAUGGUUCGGCUUGGACGUAAAAGUCUAUAUAUAAUUUGGUACAUAUUGAUACGUUUACAUAUAUACUUUUUAUUGGUACGAUACUUUAUGAUUCGUUAUCAAUAAAUUAAUACCACAUUGACGAGAACAUUCUCAUCAGUGAUCGUAGAUUAAUAAUCUAGCCAUCUUAUUUAUCAGAAUAUAUAAUCCAAAAAAUGCGACAUUAUUUUCCAUACGCAAGUGUUUACAACCAAUAGUCCAAUAUAUAAAUUAAUUAAGUAGGUAUGUAAUGUAACCAACGAAAUUACGACCUAAUCCAGUUUUGAUUACCUAGAACAAGACUAGUUAGCCACACAUAAUGGAUACGUACUCGAUAACAAUAAAAAAUAUAUAUUUUUAAAAGUGAUGCUUAAAUAACCAAUGGAUUGAAAUAUGCACUCGUAUAUUGCUUUUUGUGUCAGCACAAUUUGGCUAUAUAAGCAAGUACCCUCUUGUAGUGUAUAAUCAUUCACAGUCAUAACUAUACACUUGAAUACAUCAAAUACCAAGAAAGAGAAACUUAGAGAGAAAGAGAUAACAUGGCGAGUCAGAAAAUGUGGGGAGGGUUAAUGAACAGUGUGAAACCAUACUUAGCAAUGAUAUCUAUGCAAUUUGGUUAUGCCGGUAUGUACAUAAUUACCAUGGUCUCUCUUAAGCAUGGCAUGAACCAUUACGUCCUAGCCGUUUAUCGCCAUGCAAUUGCCACUGCCGUCAUCGCUCCGUUUGCUCUUUUUCAUGAAAGGAAAAUAAGGCCCAAGAUGACAUUCCGAAUAUUUCUCCAAAUUGCGCUGCUCGGUUUUAUUGAGCCGGUGCUGGAUCAGAACCUCUACUACGUCGGGAUGACUUACACGUCAGCAACUUUCGCUUCGGCUACCGCUAAUGUCCUUCCGGCCAUCACCUUCGUCUUGGCCAUUAUUUUCAGAUUAGAGAGCGUGAACUUUAAGAAGGUACGAAGCAUAGCCAAAGUUGUAGGAACGGUGAUCACAGUCUCCGGAGCACUUCUCAUGACUCUCUACAAAGGUCCAAUAAUUGACUUUAUAAGAUUCGGCGGUGGCGGAGGAGGAAGCAGUGACGGUGCCUCCCACAGUGGUGCAUCAGCGGCGGCGUUGGACAAACACUGGAUUCCGGGAACACUUAUGCUGUUGGGAAGAACUUUUGGUUGGGCCGGUUUCUUCAUUCUACAAUCGUUUACACUGAAGAAGUAUCCAGCUGAGCUGUCACUAACGACGUUAAUAUGUUUAAUGGGAACUUUAGAAGGAACCGCCGUCUCAUUGGUAACGGUACGUGACUUGAGUGCUUGGAAAAUCGGCUUCGACUCUAAUCUCUUCGCUGCUGCCUACUCCGGGGUGAUAUGUUCGGGUGUGGCGUAUUACGUGCAAGGAGUAGUAAUGAGAGAAAGAGGACCAGUUUUUGUUGCGACAUUUAAUCCACUUUGUGUCGUUAUAACUGCUGCUCUUGGUGUUGUUGUCUUGUCCGAAAGUAUUCAUCUCGGAAGUGUGAUUGGAACGUUAUUUAUAAUCGUGGGCCUAUACACUGUUGUAUGGGGUAAAGGCAAAGACAAAAGAAUGACGGAUGAUGACGAAAAUUGCAAAGGACUUCCGAUUAAAACUCCGGUUAAACAGGUAGAUACCGGUAAAGGCUUAGCCGGAGAACUGGAGAUGAAACCUAAGGAAGGUCAAGAGACUAAGGCUACUCAGGUUGAGAUUUGAGGAUGCUUAUGUGAUGAUGGAGACAUAAAUCAGUGUUUCUUUCUUUGUAUAUUUAAGUUUAUGUUUUUUGCUUUCCAAGGUUACAGAAAGAUUUUGGCAUAUCAGAUGUAAUAUGAUGAGAUGAAUCAAUCAUCUUAUAGUUUAACUAAAAGUUUUUGUGAGAUAUGCAACUUCAAAUAUUAUCAAAGAGAUCAAUAACCAAUGUUUUGGUUUUACUCA
Messenger RNA from Arabidopsis lyrata subsp. lyrata, 2920 nucleotides. RefSeq names its product WAT1-related protein At1g21890. Bases 1532 to 2701 code for a protein of 389 amino acids. Gene Ontology annotation, molecular function: transmembrane transporter activity. Gene Ontology annotation, cellular component: plasma membrane. The transcript is spliced from 7 exons. The record is from RefSeq and is a predicted model, not a curated record. Lineage: Eukaryota; Viridiplantae; Streptophyta; Magnoliopsida; Brassicales; Brassicaceae.